UUAUAUUUACAGAAAUAAUUAUACUUGAUAGUGUAAGUUCAAAAUGAAGAUCCAGCUUACCAUAUUAUGUGUUGCGCUUCUCAUCUACUCUGCGAUGGGAUGCGAAUACCAUGAGAACUUGAAGCGGCUGCGUCUUCAGAGAGAACGAGAAAACGCGCAAAGGUUGCGGGAUCUGGCGAGUCAGAAUCUACUUAGACAACAGGAGAGAGCGUACAAGGAUGUCAGGCAAUCGAUUUAUGGAGACGGAUACGACCACUAUGCAUCGUCGUAUGUUGAGUCAGAACCUCCAGAAGGAAACAAGUGGUGUGGCGGAACGAAUGAAUAUUACUGUCCAAUUGACUCAACUUGCGUAGCAUCUGCAGGUGGCGAGUACAGAUGCCGAUUUGCCAGCCAAGUACAAGUCACCAACGACCACAGCUCCCACGAUCACAGUUCUCACGAUCACGGCUCUCAUGGAAGCACUCGCGUGCACGUACCUUAUGUACCGCGACGUAGGCUUACGUAUCCAAUACGUACCAGCGGAGUUUCAAGCACUAGAACCUACUAUCCGAGUACUUCGGGCAGUUCUAGAUAUCCCAGUACCGGAGGGAGAAGAUACCCUAUCAGCGGCAACAGAGUAUACUACCCAAAAUACACUCGCCGUACAGUGUAUACGUGUCCUGAAGGAACAGAGAGAUUCAAUACCUCGGCAUCGAGUUUCAGAUGCGAUGAUAUUGACGAAUGCAUCACUGAUGAGAACAAAUGCGAAGGUGGAUGCAAAAACGUUCUCGGAACUUUUCACUGCACGUGUGAUGCCGGAUUUCAUCUCGAAGAAAAGUAUAAAUGCGUAGACACCGAUGAGUGCGAAAGAAAUGUAUGCCAGCAGAAAUGCAUCAAUACCCCGGGCAGUUAUGAUUGCGAAUGCAACGAAGGAUAUGAGACUGGAAGACGUUACGGCUUGUGCAUAGACAUCGACGAAUGCACAGUCCAGGAACCAUGCAAUGAAAGUCAAAUUUGCACAAAUCUUUGGGGACGUUAUGAGUGCGACGAUCCGGAAGAGUGCCCGGAAGAUUACCAAAGGUCAAAGGAUGGUGAAAUCAAUGCAAAAUGCAUCCUUGUUAACACCUCCCUCGCCAAUGCAAAGACGCCACAUUCAAUACAGUUCAAAAAAAUGGCGGUGCCGGCACUCGCAAGCCGUAACAGAGAACUGGGUACGAUGAAGUUUUCAGCUGCCACGGUUACCUCUUAUGACGGUUCAGUGGUAUAUAGACAUCAGUAUUCCGCUCAGCUAGUUAACGGGAACUCUGACUUCAGGUAAGGUGUUAUAUUUUUAA
Molecule: messenger RNA, 1313 nt
Organism: Styela clava
Lineage: Eukaryota; Metazoa; Chordata; Ascidiacea; Stolidobranchia; Styelidae
Source: RefSeq, a predicted model, not a curated record